AUGGCAUUUAGUUUCUAUCCAAAUUCAAUAUUAGUUUUACGAACUGGUUUUUCAUUUACAAACAUGCAAUGGAUAGAACCAUACAUGAAUUAUACAAGAGGAAAUUCGACAGAUGAAUAUUCCAUGAAAUGGUCGAUAAACUGUGAUGGACAAGCAUUUGGUGGAGGAAAAUUUUGGAUUAAAAAUGUAACUAACACUAAAUAUUUUCAAUCAAUUUAUGCUCUAACAGAUGGUACAUGUGGCAGUGCUUGUAGUUUAUUCCUAUCAAAAUUAAAAUUUGGUUCCAAUUUUAAAAAGAUUUUCGAUAUUGGUGGUGGAUAUGAUGAUAAUGAUUUAUUUGAAAGUUCAAGUUAUGCUAGUGGUAGUGCAUUUAGUUGGAAUGAUAUUACCACAUAUUACAAUCUCGUUGGUGCUAAUGAUUGUUCUAUUGACUACUUACCAACAAGUGCCUUUUUGAAUUUGAAUGUUUACAAAAUAUAUAUCAACUCAAUCAGUAAUGAUUACCCAAGAGAAUUUGUAAAGCAGCCAAUUUGA
Molecule: messenger RNA, 534 nt
Organism: Rotaria sp. Silwood1
Lineage: Eukaryota; Metazoa; Rotifera; Eurotatoria; Philodinida; Philodinidae
Source: the annotation of a GenBank genome assembly